UGAGUCUGAAUUCACGCGGGUUGUUUGCAGCACGUUGCAAUGUGCCUAACCCCUCCUUUACCAUGCUGCACUGGCUGGAGUACCUGCUGACCUUGAAACGUCAUGAGGCUUCCCUUAUCAAGUGCAGACAAUAAAUCAUUUUGUUGCUCAUUUCUGUAAGGGAGUGUAGCAUCUCCUUAGUGAGAGUGAGACGUGCACAGACAAGAAGAUGUUUUAUUCGGGUAUCCUCACUGAGCCUAGUAGGAAGGAGGUGGAAAUGAGGGAAGCUGCAUCUCUCCGACAGCAGAGGAGAAUGAAACAGGCAGUUCAGUUUAUUCACAAGGAUUCAGCAGACCUGCUGCCUCUGGAUGGGCUGAAGAAACUGGGAACUUCAAAAGAUACUCAACCACAUAACAUUCUGCAAAGACGCUUAAUGGAGACAAACUUAUCCAAAUUACGAAACUACCAUGGCACAUGGACUCCCAAGAAUGACAUUUCAGCACAGACCAAUAAGCUGAAUCAAGCCAAACCAGAUACCCCAAAGAAAACAGAGGAAGAAGAACUUAUAUUGGUGAGCUGCCAGUGUGCUGGAAAGGACUUGCGAGCUGUGGUUGACACCGGUUGUCAACAUAAUCUCAUAUCAUCUGCUUGUUUGGAUAGACUCGGGAUGAAGCAGCAUAUCAAAAUGUACAAUAAUGAAGAUGAGAAAAUUUUGCUACCAUGGAACGUAAGGGUGAUUGGUCAGGUUGAACAUUUAACAGUAACAAUGGGAACCAUCCAUGUGGACUGUUUUGCAGUCGUCAUAGAAGACAAUGAGAAAACCUUCUCCCUUGGGCUGCAGACUUUGAAAUCUCUGAAGUGUGUCAUAAAUAUGGAAAAGCAUCAUCUUGUACUGGGGAAGGCAGACAGGGAAGAAAUCCCAUUUGUUGAUAAUAAUAUCUCUGCAAAUGGAGGAAACACAUCUGAGGCAUGAAGAAAGACUGAAACCUCCCCUUCCCCUGACAGGAAACCCUAACAUCAAAGAAAAACUGUGCAGCUUUUCUAGAUGAAAUAGCAACAUAAUACAUUGGUAACACCUAAACUAGGCUUCAUUUAAGUACACUUAAUCUGUAUAGCCAGUAACUUUUGAGAUCUUGUCUUGUAGAUCUAUGUUUUUUGAGAUACAAACGUGCUUUUUUCUGGACUUUCCUACUGUGCCCCACUUACUUUUGACUGGUAAGACAAACCUUAUGAAUUUAUUCUAAUGAUGAGAAGAGUCAUUUUUAUAGAAGCCUCAUAUGAAAUAAUUUUCUUUCAUGCUGAGUAUAGGCUGCCAGAAUUAGAUUUUUUUUAACAAUGAUUUUUUCAGCUGUUAAGUAUUUAUAUACAAUAAAUUGACAUCACCAGGUUCAAACCAGGACACUAGUCAUAUUGAAAUAUCAACCUAAAUCUUAUACAUUGGUCAAAGGUCAUCCUAAUAGUAGUUUCAUAGUAGCUAGGGUCAGGAGGGACCUGAACAGAUCAUCUAGCCUGACCCCCUGCCACAGACAGGAAUGAAUGCUGGGUUCACAAGACCCCAGACAGGUGAUCGUCCAACCUCCUCCUGAAUUUGCCCAAGGUAGGGGCGAGGACCACUUCCCUGGGAAGUUGGUUCCAGAUUUUGGCCACCCUAACUGUAAAAUAUUGCCUUCUGAUCUCCAACCUAAACCUAUUCUCCAGCAGCUUAUGACCAUUAUUCCUCGUCACCCCAGGUGGUGCUGGGGAGAAAAGAGCUCUGCCUAUUUGCUGUUGAUCCCCCCUGAUGAGCUUGUAGGCAGCCACCAGGUCCCCCCUCAGCCUCUUCUUGCUGAGGCUGAACAGGUUCAGGUCCUUCAGUCUCUCCUCGUAGGGCCUGUCCUGCUGCCCUCUCACCAAGCGGUGAGAGAUAUUAUUACCCAUAAUAUUGUUGCUAUGUAAUUAGGGAUGCAACUGCUGAAUCUAUGAGAAUAGUUAUAUAACUAGUUACUAAUCACAUUUGUCUUCGGAACUAUCAUUGUAUUGCCAACCCUCAAGAUUUUUGGUAUUUUUCUUAAAGUCUACACUUCAGGAAUGUGAAAAACAGCUCUUUCUUUUAUCUCUAUAUAUAAAUAUAGAUGAAAGAGCUACAUUUUUUUCCACAUUCCUGAAGUCUAGACUUCAAAAUCCAUACCAAAAAUAAUGGGAUUUGGCAACACUGUAUUAUAUUCACUGAUCAAGAAUAGCAGUUCAGGAAAAUUCACCACCAGGCUGAGUCCAAAAGGGAAAAAACAGGGACAGACUUUUACCAUCCAAAGAGCAGCAGUGGUGUUUAGAGACUACUUGGCCAACUAGACUCAGCUGUGAACCAAACCCUGACUUUUCUCUCAGCACGGGGACUACUUCCUCAGCCUCUGCCAACACCACAGCUCAAAACCAACUACACCUGGAACAGCCAGAAAGCUAACUGACUAGGUUGGAUUUGAACUCCUGAACUUAACCAUCACUCCCUUCAAUGCACUAUUUUUAUAUCUAUUUACAAAUUCCUCAGGACCUCAAGUACAACACUAACCCUGAUCCCCCUGCAAUCACUUGAGAGUUUUCAUGGGGACCAACAUUUGGUUCUUCCUCACAAGCCUCUUUUAGAAACAAUAUUACUGCCUCACAUACUGGCAGAACAAAUUCAUUGUACCGCUUGGGAGUCUGACAUUUCACAAAAGCUGUUCUCCAUGUUUCUAAAGGCCAAUAGGAAUUAUUGACAAUCACCAGCUGGGAGGCCAAUUUCAAGUCUAAGAAAUUUGAAAAUCAGGCAUGUAAGCUAGUAUCCUUUCUACAUUCUUGUACCUGAUUAUCCAGCCAUCACGGCUAGCAACAAAGCCAGAUUUUCACAGAGUCUCUCUGUCUUGCAUCUUAUGCUGUAUAACCUUGAGUGCUAACCCUGCAGCAAAAGUGCUUUUAGGUCCUAAAUUUAGCAGUGCACUUAAGCACAUGUAUUCCUCUUGAAAUCAACAGGACUGCUUCUGUACUUAAAGAUAUGUAUGUGCUUACAUGUGCUGCUGGAUUAGGGCUUCAUUUGGUGAGAUUCUGAUAGGCUUAGCACCUAUACCUUCCAUUGAAGUUAAUGGGCCUCAGGAAUUGACUCAGUGGGAAUUUUACCAAUAAUUCUCAUUGACUUCAAAGGGAGAUGUGGUCCAGAAUAUGGCCCACAGUGUGUGAUCCUGGUUAAGGGCUCUUCCUGAUUUUUUCUGAUUUGUGUACAAUAGGAUUGAUAGCUAUAUUUCAUGGCUGUCAGGAUUACAAUUGCAGAUCUAGACUUACCAAAUGUGUGCCUGUAUUUUAACAGCUUAGAGCUUUGUCUCUUGCAGUGGAUUUGAAACACUCAGUUUUUAUUAUUGGAUAUUGCCAUCAAGUUGGGAGUAUCAGUGUUUUGGGAUAGUUUCUAUGGAUCAGUUCUCUCCUGUAGACAGUAUUUUAUACAACACAGCUCUGUGUAUAUUCAGGGUGGACUGCACUGUGUAAUCCUGCCAGUGUGUUGUAGAAAUGUACUUCAUUAAAUACAAAAUAUAUUUGAUUAAAUUUAUAUGCCCUGAGUUUGGUAUUUUGGUACUUCUCUCUGUGCUUAUUACUGUGCUGGAUGUUCUAUUAAAGUCUAAAUAAAGGUUAUCUCCUGUUACAAUCUA
Alligator mississippiensis (American alligator) is the source of this 3632-nucleotide messenger RNA. RefSeq names its product nuclear receptor interacting protein 3 (gene NRIP3). Gene Ontology annotation, biological process: proteolysis. The record is from RefSeq and is a predicted model, not a curated record. The transcript has 7 exons. NCBI's taxonomy places the organism in Eukaryota, Metazoa, Chordata, Crocodylia, Alligatoridae. Gene Ontology annotation, molecular function: aspartic-type endopeptidase activity. Bases 209 to 952 code for a protein of 247 amino acids.